CAGACUGGUUAAAAAGCGCGUGAGGCUCUGUUAUGUUAUUAGAGCGGUGAAGGACUGUCACUGCUAUAGAAGGGAAGGGUGAAGCUCAGUGCCUACACGAAACCCAGUCCUCACCGAAUCCACAUAGCCUGCACGCACUUGUGUCAACUGGAAUUCAUUGUGCGACCGAGGAGAAAGUGGGGAAAAACUAGGCUACAACUUUUCUCUCGUUUUGAGGUUUGCGUUCAUUAGUCUACUUUUUUCUGUCUUGUGUUGUAGUAAUUUAUUUAAGAAAAAUCUGUCAAAUAUACUUCUAUUUUAUUUAAAACGUAUUUAAUUGACAGUAUUUUUAACAAACAACACUGGCAGUAUUAUUUGAAUGCGUUUACAGGUCAGUUCGGUCGGUUAUCUAUUUACCUUCGACUGCAAUAUUGAACUGUCUUUCAAACCACACUAGCCUGAAAAUAACUUUCGGUGUUCACUAAAUACUGUUUAUACUCGUUUUUUAGUGUGGUUUUCAUUAUUUAGGCAUUCAAAAUGAUGGUUAUCAUUGCAGAGUUUUUAGUGGUAAUUUUGAAAGUGCUCUGGGCUUUUGUCACUGCCGGAGCUAAAUGGGUGGUGAGGCCAAAGGAGAAGAGUGUAGCGGGACAGGUGUGUGUGAUCACCGGGGCUGGAAGCGGCCUCGGUCGGCUGUUUGCCAAGGAGUUCGCUCGGAGACGGGCAAUACUGGUGUUAUGGGACAUCAAUAGCCAAAGCAACGAGGAGACAGCAGAGAUGGUCCGGGAGAUCUACCGUGAACUGGACAGUGAAACCACGAUGUCCAAAGACGGAUCAGUCGGAGGGGUAGAGGAGGUUCCCCCCUUUCAGCCGCAGGUGUACACGUAUGUGUGUGACGUGGGCAAGCGGGAGAGUGUGUACUCUACGGCGGAGAAAGUGCGUCGGGAGGUGGGGAACGUGGACAUGUUGAUAAACAACGCCGGCGUAGUCUCUGGUCACCAUCUCUUGGAGUGUCCGGACGAGCUGAUUGAACGCACCAUGGUUGUCAACUGCCACGCGCACUUCUGGACCACCAAAGCAUUCCUACCCAAGAUGUUGGAGGUGAACCAUGGUCACAUCGUCACGGUCGCCAGCUCCCUGGGUCUAUUCAGCACAGCUGGCGUGGAGGAUUACUGCGCCAGCAAGUUCGGUGCCAUCGGCUUCCACGAGUCGCUGAGCCACGAGAUCAAGGCGUCGGAUAAGGAUGGCAUUAAGAUGACCCUCGUGUGCCCCUACCUGGUGGACACGGGGAUGUUCAAAGGCUGCAGGAUAAGGAAAGAGAUUGAGCCCUUCCUGCCGCCCCUGAAACCAGAGUUCUGUGUGACCCAGUGUAUGAGAGCCAUCCUCACCGACCAGGCCAUGAUCUGCACGCCCCGUAUCGUCUACAUGGUCAACUUCAUGAAAAGCAUCCUGCCCUUCGAGGCCAUCGUCUGCAUGUACCGGUUCCUGGGGGCUGAUAAGUGUAUGUACCCCUUCUUGGCCCAGCGGAAGGAGCUGAUGAACAACAACGAGGCAAAGGAGGACAUCUAGAGAACGAGGGUGGAGCCGGGGCGCGGCGGGGCACAUAACCUAGAGGAUGGAGGAUAAGACCACUGACGGUGCAGGGGAGGAGAGGGGAGGUGCAGAGGAAGAAGGAGUAAUAAAAGACUGAAUCAAGACUGGUGCACUUGCAUUGAGCAGAUGCAAUGGUUUACCCUAUUGUUCCCCUGGGACAAGGACAGCUGUGUACUACGCAAAAGAUCUAUUUGUUUUUUUAUUUUCUUUUUAAGGUUUGUUUAAAGAAGAAACCAACCAUAUAUAUAUAAAAAAAA
Esox lucius (northern pike) is the source of this 1826-nucleotide messenger RNA. RefSeq names its product retinol dehydrogenase 10a (gene rdh10a). The record is from RefSeq and is a predicted model, not a curated record. The transcript has 6 exons. Gene Ontology annotation, cellular component: lipid droplet. Lineage: Eukaryota; Metazoa; Chordata; Actinopteri; Esociformes; Esocidae. Gene Ontology annotation, molecular function: oxidoreductase activity, acting on the CH-OH group of donors, NAD or NADP as acceptor. The coding region runs from base 517 to 1545 and encodes 342 amino acids.